This is a messenger RNA of Larimichthys crocea (large yellow croaker), 5001 nucleotides long. It is a transcript of the gene slc38a4, whose product is annotated as solute carrier family 38 member 4. Gene Ontology annotation, cellular component: plasma membrane. The transcript is spliced from 16 exons. Gene Ontology annotation, biological process: amino acid transmembrane transport. The record is from RefSeq and is a predicted model, not a curated record. Gene Ontology annotation, molecular function: L-amino acid transmembrane transporter activity. Lineage: Eukaryota; Metazoa; Chordata; Actinopteri; Sciaenidae. Bases 236 to 1879 code for a protein of 547 amino acids.
ACCUGAGUUACAAAAGAGUUGCAGCUCCUCCGCCAUUCACUUGGUAGCCAUCAGUCUUGAUAUAUUAAAGGAAAACAAAGUAAAGGAACAAUCCUGGAAAACUCUUUAAGGAACUUUUGAUUAAGUAACAAGAUCCAGCCAGGUUGGGGAAGAAACACACCUGUGCUUAGUGAACUCUAAACCCUGAAAUCUUGAAAAGUGAACUUCUCAGCCUCUCGUCUUGCUGUGCGCAACUAUGCCGGGAGUCAUGGAUCGUAUGGAACUGAGGAAAGUCUCCACGGAGGCUGAUGAUGACAGCACCGUGAGCCUGAACGACUGCUACACAGAACCCAUCGACUCUGAUAAGGCCACCAUUGACAGUCAGUUUCUGGAUGACAACGAUGAUGCAGAAAGCCAGAAGUUUCUGGCAAAUGGGAUGAUGAAGAAGAAGAAAUUCGAGGAAUACCAUGAAGAAUAUCACCCCGGCCACACAUCCUUCGGGAUGUCUGUUUUCAACUUGAGCAACGCCAUCAUGGGAAGCGGCAUUCUGGGCCUGUCUUUCGCCAUGGCGAACACAGGCAUCGUGCUCUUUACAAUCCUCCUCUUCGGUGUGGCCAUCCUCUCCUUAUAUUCUGUACAUCUGCUCCUUGUGACAGCUAAAGAAGGAGGAUCCCUCAUCUAUGAGAAGCUGGGCGAGAGAGCGUUCGGCUGGCCCGGGAAAAUUGCAGCAUUCGGAUCGAUAAUUAUGCAGAACAUUGGAGCCAUGUCCAGCUAUCUCUUUAUCGUGAAGUAUGAGCUGCCUGAAGUCAUCCGGGCCUUCCUGGCAUUAGAAGAAAACUCUGGUGAAUGGUACCUGAACGGAAACUACCUGGUGGUGUUUGUCUCCAUCGGAGUCAUUCUGCCUUUGUCUCUCCUUAAAAACCUGGGCUACCUGGGCUACACCAGCGGCUUUUCCCUUUCCUGCAUGGUCUUCUUCCUGGGUGUGGUGAUUUACAAGAAGACCCAGCUUCCCUGCCCUCUGCCCUUCUUCUACCACCACUCGAGCAACCUCAGCAUGAAUGGCUCAGACCUGCCUGGGCUGUACCCGCCACUAAACAGCUCAGCUCACAUGGAUUUCUCACGUGCCGACGUUUCCCCGGCAGCUCUCGGCAGCCACGACGCUCAUCACUCCACCGGCGUCCACUUCCAGCCUCACCCUGACGACGAGGAAAUGUGCACGCCUAAAUACUUUGUCUUCAACUCACAGACUGCAUACACUGUGCCCAUCCUGGCCUUUGCCUUUGUCUGCCACCCUGAGGUCCUGCCCAUCUACAGUGAGCUGAAAGAUCGUACCCGGAAAAAGAUGCAGAACGUCUCCAAUCUAUCCAUCUUAACUAUGCUUAUCAUGUACAUGCUGUCAGCAUUGUUCGGCUAUCUCACCUUUUAUGACAACGUGGAGGCCGAGUUGCUCCACACCUUCACCAAGGUGUACAAGUUCGAUACCAUGUUGCUGCUGGUGCGUUUGGCUGUUCUCACCGCAGUCACUCUGACUGUCCCCAUCGUCCUGUUCCCUAUCCGCUCCUCCAUCACCACACUGCUGUUCAGCAAGCGAGAGUUCAGCUGGACUCGCCACAUGCUGAUUGCCGCUGCCAUCCUGGCAUUCAACAACAUGUUGGUCAUCUUCGUGCCCACCAUCAGAGACAUCUUUGGCUUCAUCGGUUCAUCUGCAGCCACUAUGCUCAUCUUCAUCCUCCCUGCUGCCUUUUACCUCCGCCUGGUGAAAACAGUGCCGUUCCGCUCCCCACAGAAGAUUGGAGCGGCCAUCUUCCUAGUCGUGGGAAUCAUCUUCAUGAUUGGCAGCUUGUCACUCAUCGUGCUCGACUGGAUCCACAACCCACCGGGCUCCAGCGGUGGUCACUAAGCCUCCACUUGUCUCCUUUGAUUCGCAUUUAAGAGUGCAGCAAACCCCCUCCCUUACCUUCAUCAACUCUCAAACAUUAUUAAUGAAACCACAACGUAUGGACACAAUGUUCUGCACUGGGUUAAGACAUCUUGAGUUUUCCCUCCACAGAAUCUCACUGGAGGGACUUUUUUCUGCCCUGUUUCAAUUUUUGUUUUUUGUUGCUGUAAAGUUCUGGAUGUGAUACAACACAAACGAGAGAAUCAAAUCCCAGAGAAAGAGGAAGCAGACUGGUUUAAUCAUUAUCGAUAUCAUUAUUUUCAGCGAUAAAGAGACAGAACAAUCACACGCGAUGCAGCCCUCACCUGAAGCAGAUCUGUGAACUGCCGUUUGUAGGGCUGGAAAGACGAUACGAGUCCUUCUGUCCUCUGGACUUGAAGGAGACAUUUGAGGGUGGAAGUGUGUCGUCCUCCAUGAAACAAGGAGCACUUUGUGUGUACAGCUAACGCACACACAUAUACACACACACACACACACACACACACACACACAUAGACAUAAACUUGUAUUUUCAAGCAACUAGCCACAGAAAAUCCCUGAAAUUAAAGCAGUCGGCACAUCUAAAGAAAAGCGUUUAAUCAGUAACGUCAUUCGAUCAUGUUGAACUUGGAUUCAGGAUCAUUUGUUUUACUUCACUGCUCUGCUUCAAGUUAACAAUCAGAAACUUUGCCAAAGUCUUCAUGCACAUACAGUUUUAGUCGAUCAGAGCUUCCUCGCCAGCUGUUUUUAUCCUAGCUGUGUACACAAAGUGUAGAGAUUCUUUCAGUAUUACUGUCACAGAGGGAUCUGAACAUGCAAGCUAUCUAUGUACAUAAUGAAGUGUGUCUACUUAAAAAGAUGUAUUGUAGGCUACAUAAUAUCUUACUUGACCUCAUACACACGGCAUAUACACACAGCUGGAAUAAUUUAUUAGGCAUGAGAGGACAGUGAGGUAUAUAAAACCACAGGUUAUUAUUUUUAGAAGUAAUUCAUUGGCAAAAUGUGUUUUUAAAAAAUAUUUGAAACAUGCUGAAAAUUCAACUAAGCCAAAUGUGAAAUAGUUCAUUUUAAAUGGUUCAAUUCAAGUUGCCAAGAUUGUAAAAAAUGUUUUCAACUCGUGCCAUAACUAUCAUCGUCACCGCCGGAUAAUAAUUCACACAUAGCAAUGUGAUUAUGUGCUAUUCAACUUCAAAGAACAGUUUGAUGUCUUGGGAGAUGCACUUAUUCAUCGAGAUUGAGAUGAGGCGAUUAUCACUACUAGCAGGAGGAUGUGACUGUAUGAGACUGUAAAAUUAGCUCAAAAACUGUGCUGCUGACCCAGUUUCUUGCUAAAAUUCUAAAAUUUCAGUCUUAAAAUGGAAAAGACAAAUUCAGAUAGUGUGUUUUGCAGCUAACCUCUGUUUCGUUGAGGUCUGUUAAUAUCAAUGAAACGAUUGAUCACCCGGUAGUAACGUAAUCUCACGUAACGUCAACAAUUACAUCACAACUUUAACAGGAUUUUUUAUAAUUAUUAUUAUUAUUGUGCCUUCUGCAUUUUUCUCCUUAUAUUUGGCUGUGUCUCUGGUAGAAUAACAACAUCAGAACCUCAUCUCGCCUCUUCUCCAAUGCCGUUUCGUUACAUUAAUAGAUCCUUUGCGGAUCUAUGUACGUGAAACAAAUAGAUAUUUCAAAUGAAAUAGUGUAUUAUGUGCAUGUUUUUGGAUUACAAACAUGGUCUUUUUGGACAAUUGUAUAUGCUCUGUAAAUAAUCGUUAUUUUAUGGUACACUGACACUCAUUGUCUGUGAGUGGGUUGUUGGGGGAUUCUGCCUUACAAGUCUUCUGCAAUCCUGUGUUUGUUUUAGUAUAUAUAAAUAUAUAUAUAACGUAUGUUAGAUCUUUUUUUUCCUCUUACUGUCUGACAGUAUGUUUUUUCCUUUUAUUUGAAGCUUGUAUAUUUGUAGAAAAACUGGUCUCUAUAUAUCCAUUUUCAUGUUUUAAUGUUAACAUGUCAUAUCAGGACGAAAUUAAUCAACAGCCUACUUCAUAUCAUAAACGCAGAAACACGUUUUUUCAAGUUAUUGGCUCCUGCUGACCAACGCUGGGUUGAUGAUAAAGCCACAAGUAAGCAGUAUUGAUGGUGUUAGUGCUGUGACACCUAACAGAAGCAAGAUGAAGUAUUUCAUGACAACACUACAGGAAGGUUCCAACAGGACAGAACACCUCGAUCAUUUGUAAAAAGAGCUCACGGUCCUACUAUUAUUUAUCGUAUGGCAUCACGUAUGCUAGCGUGACGCACUACAGAAAGAAAACCUUCCUGUGCUUGCCAGUUCUGAAGCUCGACCAGGACAAUCGUACACAGUUCUAGUUUAUACCUUACUGUGGCUUCUAAUUUAUAUCACUGCUCUCAUAGAAGAAACCUUUUCAUACUCAGUUGUUGGUGAGGUUUUAUUUCCAUGACAUUACUUGAACUGAAGCUUUCCACGGCCUGAUAAAGUCUGCAAGCUUCAUGACCGAAGGUUCCACACGGCCCCUUCAGUACUCAUUAUGAAUGUCCAAUAACUGAUUGUUCUUAAUUUCAAAAUCUGGCUCACUCUCUUUGGCUGUAACUUCAUUCAUCUCCUGCUGUCAGUGGCUUGUGACUGCUCAUUGGCAACAGGUUGCAACAGGUUGGGUUCUUCCUCAGGUUGGGUUUUUUAAAUUGCUCUUUUUACUAAGAACGACGAGAGGCGGCAGGUUUUCAGCAGAAUGCCCCCAACACCUCUUUAGUAUCUCAGGUCUGGAUGAAUUUUCUUCUCACUUUUGGAUAACUUCAAAUCUGUUCACCUUUUGCAUGAUUGAGCCAAGCUGUACAAUGAUGUUGUAUAUUGUGCUCGUCUAGAUGAAGUUCCGAGCUAAUUCUGACAGUGUUUAGAAAAGAGAUGUGCAGAACCACCUGCCUUAUUUUUGUAUGACACUCAGCCGUGGAGAAGCCCUUUCUCAAUGUUUCUGCUGUUCAGUGUCUCUGCUUCCUGUGGAUCAGGCUGAACAUUCAGAUUUGUAAUUUUACCCAGACAAAGGGGAUGUUUUUUGUAUCAGUGAUGCUGUUUCAUUAUGAUGAACAAUAAAAAUGUGAAAUGAAAAUAA